AUGGACCCCGUCCACAAUUUGACCAAUGCCGCCGCCUCCGACCCAGCUCCGGCCCGCCAUCAGGCUCCAGCGUCGAUAGACGUCCCGGCAGCGGUCCGCGCCGCCCAAGCCCCUCCCGGCCUGCCGUCGGCCUUCUCCCCGGCCCUGUCUCCCGGCUCGCUGCCCAGGCCAGACGAAAUGCCGCCCCGGCCCCCGCUGUACUCUCCUGCUUCGUCCGUUGCUCAUCUCCCUCACCCGGGCUCUCCCCCGCCUCGCAAGGACACUACCUCGUCCAUCUCGACCCAGGCCACGACGGCCACUCUGGCCUCGACCGAGACCAGCAACUCAUCGUACAGUGCCGACACCUCCCCCAGCCUGCACCAGUCCAUUUUCUCCAUCACGGAUGGGUCCGACGUCUCUAACACCCGCCGCACCAGUAGGAGACGUACCGGGCCCCUAUCCCAGCAGUCCAGAGAGCGCGCUGCUCUCAUACGGAAGCUGGGCGCAUGCACCGACUGUCGCCGCAGGAGAGUUGCCUGCCACCCGAGCCACCACAACCUGACGUGGGAGGACCUGGUCAACAAGUUUCACAGGUCCCACAGCCCCGGCAUCCAGGACAUUGCCCCCUCCCUCGCCGCCGCCGGCCGAGCCUUGAGCCCGGCCGCCUCUCUCAACGCUGCUCCGCCGGCCUUUACCCACGAUCCCCAGGACAUGGACGUCGACAUGGCCGCACACGCCCCUCACCAGCCAGGCAGGCCCCCCCUCAGCGAGGCUCGUAUCCGCACCCCCCUUCCGUCCGGGCCGCGACUCGAGAAAUCGCUGUCUCUGCCCGGCAUCGAGAGCCUCAAGAAUGAGCUGCAGAGCAACGUCCCGAGAACCCUGUCAACCCCGAACCGCGGUCGAUACAGCGCCGUCCAGGCUCUCUUGCUCUUCUGGCAUGACGACGACGACGUGGCUCUUGUGCGCGGCGCAGUCGAGGAACUGGCCGAUGUCCUCGAAAAAUACUACCACUAUACGUUUCACAUCCAGACCAUUCCCUCCUCCUCGGACGGCUCCAAGAGCUCCUGGAGAUGGCUGUCGCGCCAGCUCAACGAGUUUGCCGAAGACCGUGACCAGCGCGACGUUUUGAAGAUUGUCUACUAUGCCGGGCACACCUACCUUGAUGGGAACCGGGAGAUGGUAUUGGCCAGCUCGAAAGACGGCAGCAAAGCAUCCAUCAUCAGGUGGAACGGCAUUCAGCAGAUCCUCGAGGAAGCCUGCUCCGACACCCUCAUCCUCAUGGACGCGGCCUACUACCCUUCCUCGAGGAUGGUUCGACAGAAGGGCGUCCUGGAGCUCAUUGCCGCCUCCGUGUCCGAGGAACACGCCACGGCUCUCGACCGAUGCGCUUUCACGCGGGCCUUGGCAGAGCACUUGCGCACUCGGGCGACGCGCUCGAACCCCCUCUCGGCCGUCGAGCUUCACUCGGUCCUCCUCGCAACCUAUCCCAAGCUGAUACACGACAAGAACCCCGAAAAGGAGACCAUCACGAGCUUCCCCGCUCCGCUGCACGCCAUGAUGUCGGGAAACUCGAGGCUCCCGUCCAUAUUCCUCUGCCCCAUGUAUCAGCAUAGCCCUCUGCGGAACAACUUUUCGUACGAAAACAGCCCCCAACUGCAUCUUUCCAUCAAGCUGCACGACGACAAUGUCGACAUUGACAGCUGGAACGAGUGGCUGCGCCUGAUGCCCGAAGGCAUCAAGGACAUCAAGGUGGACGGUCCGUUUCGAACAUCUUUCAGGUAG
Messenger RNA from Hirsutella rhossiliensis, 1761 nucleotides. RefSeq lists its product as uncharacterized. Lineage: Eukaryota; Fungi; Ascomycota; Sordariomycetes; Hypocreales; Ophiocordycipitaceae. The coding region runs from base 1 to 1761 and encodes 586 amino acids. The record is from RefSeq and is a predicted model, not a curated record. The transcript has 3 exons.